Chlorella variabilis is the source of this 819-nucleotide messenger RNA. RefSeq lists its product as hypothetical. Gene Ontology annotation, biological process: lipid biosynthetic process. Lineage: Eukaryota; Viridiplantae; Chlorophyta; Trebouxiophyceae; Chlorellales; Chlorellaceae. Bases 1 to 819 code for a protein of 272 amino acids. The transcript has 5 exons. The record is from RefSeq and is a predicted model, not a curated record. Gene Ontology annotation, cellular component: endoplasmic reticulum. Gene Ontology annotation, molecular function: iron ion binding; oxidoreductase activity.
AUGGGUGCCGACGCAGCAGGGCGGCUGGAUGCCUGGUUGCACCCGCAGGCGCCCGGCGGAGCGCUGCCCGACCCAGUCGGAACUGCCAUCCCCGUCUUCUUCCCCGUCAUCCUCCUGGAGGUCCUGUGCUCGUGGCACCGUGCCAGGCGGCCUGGCAGCAGCGCGCCACAGCUGUACAGCCUUCGCCAAACCAUCAGCAACCUGUCCGCCGGCGUGCUUAUGAUCCUCUUCACCAUCUUCCUCAAGGGCUUGCACGUCCUGCCCUACCUGUGGCUGGCCGAGCAUGCGGGCCGGCUGCCGCGGGCGGCACGCCACGACAGCUGGUGGCUCGACGCAGCGGCCCUGCUGGCCUGCGACGUCUGCUUCUACCUCCAGCACCGCUUCAUGCAUGCCACCAACCUGGGCUGGUCGGCCCACGUGGUCCACCACAGCAGCCCCGACUUCAACCUCAGCACCGCGCUGCGCCAGGGCGCGGGGGAGGGCACGUUCUCCUGGCUGUUCUACCUGCCACUGGCGCUGUUCUGCCCGCCAGAGGUGUAUGCGCUUCACCGCGGCCUCAACACAGUCUACCAGUUCUUCACCCACACCCAGCUGGUUGGGCGCCUGUGGUGGCCGCUGGAGCUGGUCCUCAACACCCCCAGCCACCACCGGGUGCAUCAUGCGCGAAACUACCCCCGCAGCAACUUUGCUGGCAUGCUGAUUGUAUGGGACCGCCUCUUUGGCACGUUUGAACCUGAGCAGCCUAGCGUGGCGUGCCUGUAUGGCCUGGACGCGCAGGUAAGGACAGGACUGCGCUUAGAGGGUCGAGUUUUGUUUUAA